This is a messenger RNA of Gryllus bimaculatus (two-spotted cricket), 2841 nucleotides long. The record is from the annotation of a GenBank genome assembly. NCBI's taxonomy places the organism in Eukaryota, Metazoa, Arthropoda, Insecta, Orthoptera, Gryllidae.
ACAGACGGACGGACAGACGUUUUGCUGUCACUCCAUUUUUUGGUACCAAGGACCCAAAAUAUCUUACUAAAGAACGUUUUAAAUGAAGUAGUUUGUACGAAGACAAAUAUACUACAUGUAUCAUUCCAUUUCCGAUGAAAUAAUUUUCAGCGUGAGAAAUACAGGGGCGACACGCGGCUCCUACAAGUCGUGAGAAUUUAUCAAAUUAAAUAAUGAGUGUAUAUCAGGAUUAAAAAUAGUAAUAAUAGCAAUAAUAAGUCUUACUGCGACAAUACAUAAUAAUUAAUUAACAAUAAUAUUAGUAGUGACAACAGUUUUCAGCGAAAGAAGUUCUUACCACCUGCCAAGGAAUGAAGCCCAAAAAUUUCUGGGGGGUAAGGGGCCCCACACCCUAACCCCGUCCCCAGGAACGUGCCAAUGCCUAGUGGAAGGAUGGGAAUGAAAUGUCUUGGGUAUUGAUCGACCAAGAAUAACGCGUGUUGUGGUUUUGACACAAGCCUACUGCUCUUUGUCGCUCGGUACUAUUAUAAACAAGCCAGGUAGACGAUAGCAACGGCACUGCAGCGAUUGUGAACGAAUGAGUUGUGGACGGGAAGGUGGCAGGUGACGUGUGGACAGAACGCGUGUGAAGUGCUGUCAAAAUGCGACACGAGUGAUCGCGACCUCUAAGCAGGUGGAAGCAGGUUAUGCUGGAUGUCAGUUACGAGGUUACGUGGGAGAAAGUGACCCUCUGAAUAAGGUUCCUGGGAGGAUGUUGGACUAUGAAGAUGAUUACUUUUUAGAAGAAGACAAAAUUUUUUGAGAUGUGUAGAUGCAUUCUUCCUUCUGCUCUGCUGAUUUAUAUUUAUGUUGAUACCUUGAAGUACGUGUAUGCAAGUGUUUGAUCUAAAUCUCAUGGCUUUUCCAAAUGUACCAUGGGAUUACUAUACAAAUUUUGCUGUCAGCCAUGAACUCCUGUGUGCCAUGGAAGAUCGCAUGGGAAUGACGGUGACGUCCGGCAGCGUGUGCAUCCGCAAGGACACUUCCAACCUCAUCGGCAUCAGCAUCGGCGGCGGCGCGCCGCUCUGCCCCUGCCUCUACAUCGUGCAGGUAUUUGACAAUACUCCUGCUGCUAAAGAGGGCACACUACAAAGUGGUGAUGAGCUAGUUGGUGUUAACGGAGCCUCUGUAAAAGGCAAAACAAAAGUUGAAGUUGCAAAAAUGAUACAAGGAUGUAAGGAUGAAGUGAAUAUAAACUAUAACAAGCUUCAUGCAGAUCCCCAGCAAGGUCGCACACUUGAUAUCGUCCUGAAGAAGGCAAAACAUCGCCUUGUAGAAAACAUGAGUACAGCAACUGCUGAUGCUCUGGGACUAUCACGGGCCAUUCUCUGCAAUGACACCUUGGUGCGUCGGCUAGAAGAGCUAGAGCAGACAGAACUGAUGUACCGUGGCCUUGUGGAUCAUGCAAAGAGAGUUUUGAAAGCAUUUUUUGAUCUCCUUCAAGUCUACAAAGCUUUCGGUGAUACAUUUGCUGCAAUUGGAGUUCGAGAACCUCAGCCCCGUGCAAGUGAGGCCUUUCGACAGUUUGGCGAUAAUCAUCGUCAGAUGGAAAAAUAUGGUAUCAAAAUGCUUAAGGCUGUUAAGCCAAUUUUAUCAGACCUUGGAACAUAUCUUUACAAGGCAAUUCCAGACACAAAACUUACAAUUCGUAAGUAUGCAGAUGCAAAGUUUGAGUACCUGUCUUAUUGUUUAAAAGUUAAAGAAAUGGAUGAUGAAGAAUAUAGUUAUGGAGCUCUUCAAGAACCUUUGUAUCGUGUUGAAACAGGAAACUAUGAGUACAGGCUUAUUCUACGCUGUCGCCAAGAUGCUCGUGCUCGGUUUGCACGAUUACGUUCUGAUGUUUUGGUAAAGCUGGAAUUGCUUGAUAAUAAACAUGUUCAGGAUGUAGUGUGGCAAUUACAACGUCUGGUAGCUGGACUUGCAGAGUUCCAUGAAGAGACAUUGACUUUAUUGAAAGGAAGCUCCCUUUUCCCUAUUGAAGUGGAUUUGACACGUUCAGCAUUCCAAUACAAAUCAACAGCUCCAAUUGUUCAGGAUGGUGAUGGUGAUGGUGACGAAGACGAUGAUGAUGACCUAUUGCAAGCAGAUGAAGCAAAGGAAGAGGAAGAUGAACCAGAAGAGGAGGUUACUACUGCACUGAUUCCUGGACUUACAGAUUAAUGUAUAUAAAUUAAAAUAUAUUAAUAUAGGAACUUUCUGGGAAUAAUUUGCACUAGUCAGAAGAAAAAAUGUGCUUCCAGAAAUUAUCAGAGAAUGAAGAAAAAAUCAGUUGGGAAUUAUUUAAUCAUUUUAUAUAAACAAGUGAAAAAUAUUAACUGUAAACUGUGCCUAGUCAUCACACAAGUCAACAAUAUUUGCUUUGAGUACAAUCUAAUGUUGUGACAGUCUGUGUUUUUAGUCAGUACUAGUCUCUAUGUUUCAGAGUGUAAAAGUGUCAUGUAAUAAAAUACGAUUUUAUAUUUGACAAAAUAAAAUAUGGGUUAGCAAAAAUGUAAUUUUUCAAAUCUUAAUUCUAACUAACAUUGGACGGACUGAGGUAUUUUCAACUUUUCCAGAACGUGAAACUAAGGAACUGCGUUUUCUCUUUCAUACUCAUUUUGUAUUUUUGCAUUGAUUUUCUCUUCAUCCAAUAUCACCUAGAAAGUUCAAAUGCAUCCAUGAGGUUAAAUUUAACCAAUGUGUAGUACAUUAUUCCAAACGGGGUAAAUACUAAAAUGGCAAUAUAAAAUUUACCUCAUUUUUAAAUUGUAAGAAUUUUUCAUUUGUUUCAACUUUCUCAAAUGUCUCAAGGUAUUUCGUACG